AUGCAAUUUCGGUCCAGUUUAGCGUCACUCACGCCAGGUCGCCAAGUGGGUCGCGAGUUUGAGUCUUGCGCCGUCAGCGAACCAUUUGGCUUUUAUUGUUUUUUAUUCUUGUUGUUGAACUUUUAUCGAUGUUUUGCACCAUUUGAUGUGACCGUUUCCUCCCUUCCUUUUUCUAGACCAACGGAACCGGGCCUGUGCCACUCGGAGUGUGAUCUGGCGGGCACGAUACGCAUCGUGGACGGUGUGAAGUGGGUGCCGGAGCUGCUCGAUCACAACACGGCGGAGUGGAAGAAGCUGGCCCGUGAGGUCGAGACGGAGCUGAACGAGGUGUACAGUAAGGCGAAGAAUUUGAGCAAGUGGUACAAGAAGGUGCGCAUCGACAGCUUCAACAAGGGCAGCGUGCUGGUGGACUACUUCGUUGAGCUGACGGAUCUGACGCGCGAUGUCAACACGCUCGAGAUACGCAAGAUGUUCCACGAGGCGCUUGUACCGGUGCCGGAAACGACGACACCGACCACCACCACGAUCAGCGCCGAUGAUUACGACGGUGAGCGGGAGGACGAGGAAACCAAAGCGGAAAAGCAACCGGUCCAGCGGGAGAACCUGCAAGUGCAGGCGCAGCGCGUGAAGGAGGUGUUCCAGCUGGGCAAGUUCAGAGUCGAUCCGGUGUAUACCGAUUUCACAGUUAUUCCGAAGCCGAUACUUGCUGCUGGUCCAGCGAUCGAGGACAGUCUGUUCCUGCCGCAGUGGGCUAUUGCUGUGAUUGUGAUCGGUUUGGCGUCGCUGCUGUUCGUCAUCCUGUUCGGCGUCACUGUGCUAAUCAACCGCCAAAAAGCAGCCAAAAAGAAGGCACCGACGCCACUCACCGCCGAUAUGCUGAACGAACUGAACAAAAACCACAUGGGAGGCAUCGAAAACUUUGGCUCAGAGGAUCUGUACAAUCUGGACGAUGCAUGGGAUGAUCGUAUGCAGGAUGUGAAGCCAAAGCGUUUCUCGAACUCGAUGCAUGGUAGCAGCGCUUCCAACAUCUACGACAGCUGGCGAUCGCAGCGCCACCCAGAGAACUACUUCUAUGACGAUUACGGUCUGAAGGGCUCGCACUACCCACCGAGCGGCCAUCACCAUCGGUUACACGAUCCGGCCUUCAUGAUGCAUGAGCCGCCGCCACCGGUGAUGGCCAUGUAUCCGCCGUACCAUCACGCACCGCCACCACCUAACAGUCAUCACUUUAGCAACAGCUCGCGACGGUACUACCGGGACUAUGAUCCGAACUUCUGAGCUUGGCUACCGUUGCCAUAGGGGAAAUGUGAAUGAGCACGUGCGUUCCAUUGCACUAUUGCUGGAGCGUCUAUAUGACCACGCGGUACAACAGUUCAUUUGUUGUAGGGUUAUUUGCUAGCAAUCGGUUCCGUCCGCUUGAAGUGGACCAUUCCAAGUCUUACUGUUAACUGUAGGAAGUCGUAUCGUGUAGUGUAGCGUAGCUGCUAAUGUAUAUAAAUUAUUUAUUUUUAAUAAAAAAUACUAUAGAAUAAAU
Anopheles merus is the source of this 1534-nucleotide messenger RNA. RefSeq lists its product as uncharacterized. NCBI's taxonomy places the organism in Eukaryota, Metazoa, Arthropoda, Insecta, Diptera, Culicidae. The record is from RefSeq and is a predicted model, not a curated record. Bases 1 to 1278 code for a protein of 425 amino acids. The transcript is spliced from 4 exons.